GUCAAAAAGAAGAAAAAAAAUCCUAGUGUCUAUGGGGACGGUAUGAGUCAUAGAAAAAAAAAAAAAGUGAAAAGAAGCCUAGGAAAAAAAAAAAGAAAAAGAGAAAUAAAAAGAGUGGGGGGCGCAGAUUUAAAAAAAAAUAAUAAUAUAAAGUCACAAACGUUUUCGAGGCAUAAAGGAGCCCUGCUUCUGUCAAGGGUAUUUUUUUUCCUUUUUUUUUUUUUCCCGUAUAUAUAUUUUUUAUAAGAAAAAGAUGCUCUCUGUUGCUGUAUUUAGAAACGCUGCUGCUUUAUCCGUUAGACGUAGUGUAGGUAUGACUGCUGUUACUCGUCGUGCUUAUACCACCACGGGUGGCGAAACCGAAACACCCAAGGAAGAAACGGCUAAAGUGGAAGUUGAAUUAAGUGAAGAAGUGAAAAAGAUGUUGGCUGAAAAGGAUAAGCAGAUUUCUGAACUCAAGGAUGCUUACCUUCGUUGUCUUGCCGACCAAGAAAACGUACGUGAACGUAGUCGUAAAGAGAUUUCAACCACCAAAGAAUUCGCGAUUCAAAAGUUUGCCAAGGACUUGUUAGAUACGGUGGAUAUUUUAAACAUGGCAUUGACAGCUGUACCUGCUGAUUUACGUGAAAAGAGCAGUGUUGCAGAAAUUACCAAGGAUGCUGAGAAAGUGUUUGAUCAGUUAACAAAUUUGUAUACAGGUGUGUCGAUGACCGAAUCAGAAUUGGUGAGAGCUUUAAAACGUCACGGUGUCGAACGUGAAGACCCUCAAGGUGAUGCCUUUGAUCCCAAUAAGCAUCAAGCUCUUUUCCAAACUCCUAUGCCAGGUAAAGAAGCAGGUACCAUUUUUGCUGUUCAAAAGAUGGGUUAUUCCUUGAAGGGUCGUGUGCUUCGUCCUGCUCAAGUUGGUGUCGUUGCUGAAUCUCAGUAAAAUACCUUUCCUCUACUGUAAUAUCCCCCCCCCCCCCUCCCUCCCUUCUCUUCUCUCUCUUUUAAAGUUUUAAAAAAUAAAUAACCGCUUGUAAUAAAAAAAAA
Messenger RNA from Mucor mucedo, 1032 nucleotides. RefSeq names its product co-chaperone GrpE. The coding region runs from base 254 to 928 and encodes 224 amino acids. Lineage: Eukaryota; Fungi; Mucoromycota; Mucoromycetes; Mucorales; Mucoraceae. The record is from RefSeq and is a predicted model, not a curated record. Gene Ontology annotation, molecular function: adenyl-nucleotide exchange factor activity; protein-folding chaperone binding; protein homodimerization activity. The transcript has 2 exons. Gene Ontology annotation, cellular component: PAM complex, Tim23 associated import motor. Gene Ontology annotation, biological process: protein import into mitochondrial matrix; protein folding.